Messenger RNA from Rubroshorea leprosula, 515 nucleotides. The record is from the annotation of a GenBank genome assembly. NCBI's taxonomy places the organism in Eukaryota, Viridiplantae, Streptophyta, Magnoliopsida, Malvales, Dipterocarpaceae.
AGGGGCCACACUCAACCGAGAGAUGGAAAUGGCUGUACGAGAACCUUCUGCUUCACCUUCCCGCUCCUAUCCACCAGCGUCAGCUCGAACAGGCCCUCACAUCAGUUCCUUCGCUAGCCAAAGAUAUGAAAACCGAAACGAAGGCGAAAUUAUCCUUGGUGUUUUUGCUGUCCGGCUUCACAAUCCAACGCUGUUGAAGUCUUCAGCUGCUUCUACACCUGAAAAUCCCGAGGAUGUUUCCUCGGGAAAAACACUCCAACGCUCAAGUCAGCGAUACUCAAUAUUUUAGAGAGAAGUGCUCUCAAAGAGUAAUUGCAGAGAGAGAAGCGUAGAGAUUAAUUACCUUCAUUGUUGGUGGUUGGGGGGUAUUUAUAGCCCCAAAUACUGACAUGCAUUCCCACAUGUAAGUAACUCAUUGGGCCACGUGGUGCUGCUCACGUGGGCGUGUCUCCUCCUCUUGGGCCUGUGUGUGCAUAGUUGGGCCUGUUAUAUGUGGCCUGAAUUUGGCGUUGGGC